AUGUCUACCCUGGAACGUUUGGAUCUUUACGAAAAAGUCCAGGCAUUGGCCGCCCACCCGGCUUUGAAACCAAACGAGUGGGGCCACAUUCAAGCGCUCCUCAACGAUAUCAAGGCGGAUUACGAGAAUUCUGAUGACGAGGAUAACACGGGUGGUCCAGAGGUCACCAACAUCCAAAGGUCACCUGCAACCCCUGUCGGUGAGGAGCGGCCUCAAACAGCUGUGCAUUCAUUCAAUCUUCCAGCUGCCAAAUCCCCCGCCGGCCCCACUGGUUCGGAAUCUUACCUGGCCCCAGAACCCCAGGCGGCCAAAGACAAUCGAACACCAAAUCAAUCACCCUCGCGUGCCCCAAGAAUAGGUGAAUUUUUCAUCCUCCCAAAUCCUAUUGGCGCACCUCGAACGACCUGCCCCACCUUCAGCCAAUUCUUGUCGGGCAAUACAACCACGGCUUUCACGUCACUCCACAAAGGCCCACACAUGACAUUAUCGAACGCGAACGCCUUGUUGGAAUUAGGCUCCAGUGUGCUCAAACAGAAGAUUGCCCUCGGAAUCACGACCCCAAUGCCUCAUUCGACAUUGGACAAUCUUCGAAUACACUUCCUGAAUUUCCUGAUUAAAAUGGGUUUCAACCAGUUGGACAACAAUGGUGUCCCUCAGGUUAAUUGGAAAGACGUACAUGCUUCUUUCUACAAUGAAUUUUCUCCUUCAGUGAUUGCUGGGAUUUUUUCUCAAGAUAUUGAAAUAGCACUGGCCCACCGGUUGGUUUGA
Molecule: messenger RNA, 768 nt
Organism: Puccinia graminis f. sp. tritici CRL 75-36-700-3
Lineage: Eukaryota; Fungi; Basidiomycota; Pucciniomycetes; Pucciniales; Pucciniaceae
Exons: 3
Coding region: 1-768 (255 amino acids)
Source: RefSeq, a predicted model, not a curated record